UGCCACGUCACACAGAAGGGCUCGCAUGCGGAAACGACAACUGAAAACACCCACGCCGGUCGGCUCCGUGAUGUAAGCCCAACCUCCUACAACAUUUGUACAACUACCCAGUUGUCGCUGUUCGUCCCCCGAGUCGAGGAAUUCCACUGGACCUUCUCCUCCGUCGGUUUUCUCAUUCUUGUUUUCUUUUGACCGGUUGUGAAAUGCUGCUAAACGAGACUCCGCUGUUCGAGCCCUCACUUCUUCAGGAGCUGGACUGGAGCAGCAACCCUCUGUCCUUCUCCCCCCUCAUUUCCCCCUCCAGUCCGGGGCAAGACCUGGUGCUCAGGCCGCUUUGUUUGGCAGACUUCAACAGGGGUUUCUUCAAGGUUUUGUCUCAACUUACUCAGACGGGCGAUGUCACACCAGAGCAGUUCACAAAGAAGUUUGAACAUAUGAAGAAGACCGGAGACUACUACGUAGUUGUAGUGGAGGACACAAACUUGGGACAGAUUGUUGCCACGGCGACAUUGAUCACGGAACACAAAUUCAUCCACUCCUGUGCUAAGAGAGGCCGAGUGGAGGAGGUGGUAGUUAGUGACGUGUGCAGAGGAAAGCAGCUGGGCAAACUUUUGGUUUCAACUCUCACUCUUCUCAGCAAAAAACUCAACUGCUACAAAAUCACACUGGAAUGCGCACCCAACAACGUGGCUUUCUACCAGAAGUUUGGAUACACCUCCUCACAGGAGACUUACAUGCAGUGUCGAUUUUCCGACUGAGGACAACAGCGGCUUUAAACCUCCCUUUCGGGGGUCAUGAACCCGACCUUUACACACCCACUCACAGCAAAGUUUGCACAGACAAAUUGUCUGAAGUUGGGCAAGCUGCCCAUGGACGAGGUUAUGGUUGUGAGUUGUUCUUUGAUGCGGAUCCUGAAUUUCAACAUACUUGAGUCAAGCUAAAUGUAUGUUGAAGCCUUUAGCUCAGUCCAAAAUGAACCUCUUCUGCCCCUUUGGUUACGAUUGCUACCGCACCAAGGUUUUUUCCCCCACCAUCCGAAGAAAGAAAUGUUAAGUCUAAAUGCAAGUUCUUAAUUAUGUGACAUUACUUGUAAAUAGCUGUGUACUAAAUGGCAUUACCGACAAACAUGUCAGUAACAACAAUUGCUUAGGUUACAAAAGUGAAUUAAUAUUGAUAUUUAUGAUGAAGCUAAAUAACUUGUCUACGGCGUCUCAAGUUCACUACAAAUCCUAGAAUGCUGUAGGGAAUAUGUUUUGAUCAUGAUUCAUAGUUAUUCUCUCGGAUCAUCAUGGGCAAGCACCAAAGAAAAGUUUUUUUAGGGGUGAUUAGUUAUUACAUUCUUUUUUACUGGGGUUUAAUUUUUCUAUCAUGUCAUAUUUGGUAUAUAGUGUUCUACAUCUGGGAGGGCUUUUCUCUUUGACGGGUUUAAAUACUAAAACAUGACGAAUUACCAUCAAGACUUAUGUAUAUUUUUAGCAAACUUUUUUUUUUUCAUUUGAAGGAGAUGAAUAAUUCACUUCUACAUUUUUUUUUUUAUUGGGUCGGUAUUUGAAAUGCGAUCACUGCUGUGAUUUUGUGAUGGGGAAAUGGAUAGAAAUUAUUUUGUAAAUUAACUAAGUUAUAUUAUUCUGGCAAAAUGGGUCCUAUUUAUUGUAAUUUAUUUACAACUAUGUAAGCAACAUAAAAUGUUCUACAAUCUAC
Molecule: messenger RNA, 1701 nt
Organism: Pungitius pungitius (ninespine stickleback)
Lineage: Eukaryota; Metazoa; Chordata; Actinopteri; Perciformes; Gasterosteidae
Gene: gnpnat1
Product: glucosamine-phosphate N-acetyltransferase 1
Exons: 6
Coding region: 204-758 (184 amino acids)
Biological process (GO): UDP-N-acetylglucosamine biosynthetic process
Cellular component (GO): Golgi apparatus; endoplasmic reticulum; endoplasmic reticulum-Golgi intermediate compartment
Molecular function (GO): glucosamine 6-phosphate N-acetyltransferase activity; monosaccharide binding
Source: RefSeq, a predicted model, not a curated record